AUGAUAGAUGUCGGUUGUUCUUAUCUGGAAGGUGAGGAUCCUCCUGGAUAUCGCCCGGAUAUAAUUCGUGUGGUAAGGAGUAGGCAAUCUUGCGAUGGAUUAGGCUUGUCUCAGGCUAUCAAAGCCCCAAUUUUGAUUUGGAACUGGCUCAUAGGACCAGCAAAGAUUGAAUCCGAGGACUUCGAAAAUGUUUGCGAACACUUUCUGGUGCAUUCAUACAAGCAUCAACUCGACAUUCGCUUAGCGAAAGGAAAGCGAGUCAUUGAAAUUGCAACGAAUAGCGCCACAACUUUUGGAAUGAUUAAACGGUUAGCGGCACUAUAUGAGCUUACAGAAGUGGGUCUGCAGAAAGACCAUGAAGUUGACUAG
Molecule: messenger RNA, 369 nt
Organism: Cylicostephanus goldi
Lineage: Eukaryota; Metazoa; Nematoda; Chromadorea; Rhabditida; Strongylidae
Source: the annotation of a GenBank genome assembly